GUGAUGGAAAGCCCUCGUGUUGGUACCAUACAUCAUCACCUGGCCUUGGAAAACCUUCAGGCUCUCUUCAGCAUCCCUCCUCCUCUCUGCAGUUGUUAAACUGAUUUGUAUGUGAUUACAAGGAGUGUGUGAAUGUGAGAGGACGUUUGAAAACUCAGAUAAUGACUUUUGCUUAAAGCAGAAGCUGUGAUUGAGAGCGUAUCUGCUCUAAUUACUGGGCUCCUUCUUGCUGCAGGCAGGGCUGGGUUUAUGUCAGAGGAAUGCACAGAGAAGAAGGCCUGUUCAUUUUUUGUCUUGCAGUUGUUUAUGCGUCCUUGGACUCAACUGUGCUUGAAGUCCAAGCCCUGUGCUCUCUCUUACAGCUGGCUUCGCUUCAGAACUGACCUCAGACCAGGGAUUCAAGCGCUUAAUGCAAGAAAAAUAAUCACGUAUGAAGUCUGAGUGAAUUCUGUGGAUGAAAAAUCAAACUAGACCUCUGCAUAGGAGACGUCUAGGCUAAUACACAUUUAGACGGGCACGAAUCAGCGGGUGCGCGCUCACAAUCAACAAAGGAAAUUCCUUGGCAGCUGGAAUAGGUGCCUGGAGACUCGCGCACUUCCUCUCCACCCAGAGUAAGGAUUUUAAAAAUUCUUCCCUCAAUUUUCCACCCAAAUUCAAGGAUAGAAUUACGCCCCUCCCACGCGGGGGGCGGAGCUACGUGGGCCGCUCCACCAAUAGGAACGCUUCACAGGUCAGUUCUUCUAAAAGGUGGUCGACUGUCUCCAUAGCAACGCAGCGAGCUUUCCACAGCCACAGGUCGUUGUUUACUUUUACAGUUUGGUCCUUCAGUAACGCGAGUGAAGUGAACGAGAGCCAGUCCGGUUUAACUCGACAAAUUUGAAGUGUAGCACACUUGAGCUGGCCAAAAACAGCUGGAGGAAGAGAGGGAGAAAGUGGGGGCAGAUUCGGGACGCUCAGAACCGAAAGCAAAGCAGAAACUAGAGCGAGAUGGGAUUUGAGUGGCCGCUUAUGUUUGUGCUGACUCUUUGUAACAGAAUAUGAUUUUAUAAAUCCUAAAAUGAGUUUGUAAGGGCGCAUGUGGCUUCUGUGGAAUACAGACAGCAGAAGGACGAAGGGAGCUUUGAAAGCAGGAUAGUGCUGUUAAGCCGAAAGCUAAAAGGGAGAUCAUGUGUCACCAAGCCCUGUAUUAUUCUCAGAACAGCCACCACAAUGCUCCACUGACUCUCUGUUUCAACCAUGGAGGAUGCAGUGACCUCUGAGGAUGCUGAACCCCUGCCUGUCGCCUCCCAAAACACUGACAUCCACCUCAGGGAGCCGGAGGAUGAGUGUCCUUCCAGCGCCAGCCUGGAGCCCAGCUCCCCGUCCUCGCCGCUCAGUCAGCAAACUCAAGGCUCUGCUGUAUCGGCGCUGCAGUCCAAGGUCAAGGCUCUCCCUGAACGCACAGUUGUUUGGAAAGAACCUGGAAGUAAGAACCAGGACAAACGUGUGGUUCCUGGGUCCUUCAUACUGGGAUAUGCCUACACGGACGCUUGGGGCUCCAGCAGCAGCGAUGAAGACGGGGAACCUCGCAAACCCCUGAUGUUCCUUUCAGGAGACCACAAUCCUCAGGUAGAACUUGACUAUGAUUCCGUCUCUUCCGAAGCUUUGCUGGCAGUUCCACGCAGCCUUGGAGAAGGAGCAAGCCUGGAGAACCUCUCGAGCGAUGCUCGCGCUGCUCAAGACAAUGCUUCUCCAUCUAAUAAACCAUGGAUGCCACCGAAGUGUUUCUGGAGGUCUAUCAGACCGGAGAUGCAGGUUCUAAAUGGGAACGUUCCUGUGGGGAAAGAUGGACCAAAUGGAAGAACCUUUGGCCACAAAAUAGGCAACAAGUUUUCAAGGGAAGUGCAAAGGUCUGAUAGUCUGGAGAGUCACCUACGCAGGUAUAAUCCCGGUGAGGUGGGACAGUGUGGACUCUGGCGGGCUGACAGCUUGGAGAGCAUGAGCAGCAGUGGAAGCUCGCUGUCCCUCGCAGAGAGGGUUGAGAUGAACCGCGGCCUUCUCAAACAGAUGCUGCAGAACACCCAGAACAAAGACCAUGUGCCAGGACAGAGGAUAGAGGACCCAACCCACGCUGGUGGAAGAGGUAUCUGUGGCCUGAAUGACAGUGAUUGGGAUUCUGGGAUUUCGCUCCAAGGUAGUGAACACAGCCAAAGGGCCUUUGUGUUGGGCGACAACCUUCCGCUGAGCCCUCGCCACGAGCAGGCCAAACGACUGCUGGAAAGAGCGCGUAUGAAGGCCCGGUCCAACCCUCUCAAAGCCGACCACACCAUCCUACCCGUCCAGAGGGACAACCUGGAGCUGUUGUCCUGGGUUGGUGUACCCUUACACCAGGCUCCUCUUGCGGGGAAGGAAGGCGCGGCGGUGGUCUCUGGAAACCUUAGCGACUCAUCUAGCGGUGACUCGGCAGGAGGAACCCGGCGGAGACACGGCCAGUCCCCUACCCGUGUGCGUUUCGAAGACGAAUCGGAGAAAGAUGCUGAGGUGCGCUAUCUGGAGCGGCUACGCCAGCGGCGCAGGGCUGGAGAAAGAGCGCAGGGGCUGCUGGUGUCCAAACCCACCUUGUCGUCUUACAUCAAUGGACAGGCAGAGACAGGACAUGGCUCGAGUGAUUCAAUAUUCUGGAAGACAAAAGCCAAGAAGAGUUUGUUCAAUUGCAAAGGUCCUGAGACAGCAAACAGGCAGUGCAACUCUUGUGGGACCUUUCUAAAUGACGCCCAUGGGCCUUGCUUGAACUCAAAUACUCUGCCCUUACCAAAUGGGGAAGUCGAAGGGAAGAAGAUACCAUGUUGGGUCGCUCCCACCCUUCCCAACCGGCUUGUCCGAAUCGAAAAGAUAAAGGAGACAUACAUUGGGAAGAGUCCUACUAUUGUCCACAGCGACGGAACGCACUGCAGUCCUGUGGAAAACAUGAGCAGUAGGGGGACAUUCCAGAAGCUAAAGAAGAAGGUCCGGAAACAAGAGAGCAAGCAGGAACCCUUGUACGUCAACGGCCUUCGGGUUCCAACACCUCCAGACUGCAACAAUGGAACUCAAAUGUGUCUCUCGAAUGGACUAGCAUUGCCACUCAACCCCUAUGCCACGGAUCCACUCGGACAGAGAAUCCCAGCCACAUGCACCCCUACAUCCAGUAAGGGACAUGUGGCACCUCCACUGCCCCCCAAAGAAGAACCAUUCAGCUCCCACCUUCCUCAGCCAACCCCUCCGCCUCUCCAUCCGAAAAAAUCAGCCCUGAAAUCCAGCUCAAAGAACCGCUGCAAUGGUCAGCGGACCGCCAUGCUCAAGUCUUUGCCAGAGAACCAGCUGGACUCCACGGAGGCGGGGGGCGCUGUGGAGAGCUGUCCCCAGGAACAGGCUUCCUCUGGAGCGGGUUAUUGUGAGGACAGAUCUGUGAUGAUCAUCUCUGGUCCCAAACUCAGGAUGAGCCCAGUUCUGUGUGCUCGAAACUCACCCAUACAAGGGGAAGAAAGGCUAACAGAUGUGGACCAGCACCAGAGUAGAGGACAGCUGGGAUCUGAUGCAACAUCCAGCAGUGCUGAAUCAACCCAGACUGGUCUCAGUGACGGACACGUAAGAGGGCCAAUCAGACCAGUGCAUCACAGGGCAACUAGUCCAAAUGUUUCACAAGCAGGGACGGAUGCAGAGCAGCGAGAGGGUCGACCCAAACUCUCCUUGCGGCGGUUCUUCUCUGCCAUGGGGCUGAACAGUGUGGGGUUGCUGGGAAGAGGACGAUCCAGCAGCAUGGAUCAGCUCAGCUUGCACCCCAAACCCAACUCAGACCCAAACCAAAACGCUCGGCCAACCUCCCCCAGCCCCACCCACAGACACCACCACCAGCUGAAGAAAGCCCCCUCACUACAGACUAUACGUCUGGGGUCUCCGUUUCUCCAGAUGAGGAGAUCUUCAUCGGCUCAAAACCUCCAAAUCCUCAGAAAGAAAACGGACCGUUCCUCUGCAUACACUCCAGGAGAACAGCCCUGUAGUCCUGUAAUAACUAGGGGUCUUCAGCGUGCCUUGAGUGUAGAGGACGUGGGGCGGCCCAGUGCGGUGCGUCCGGUGGGACGGGUGGCUCAAGCCUUCCCUGAUGGCACUAUCCUGCUGGAGCUCUCCAGACCCCCCAGCGGCCCCUUCGGCUUUCUCAUCUCCCGAGGAAAAGGCAGGCCAGACUCAGGGGUGUAUGUUGAAGAAAUGGGCGACAGCAAUAUGGAGAAACUCUACGCGGGGCUGCUCGGGGUCGGGGACGAGAUAUUAGAGGUGAACGGUGAGAAGGUGGCUGGACUCAGUCUGGACCUGGUGACACGUUUAAUGACCCAAAACAGCACAGCUUCAAUCCGCGUACUACGACAUAGACGCUUACAGCGCUAACUGAAGUCAAGACUGUACCAAAACCACGUUUUGUUCCAGUCAACAUGAAGAGAACUGUAAAAAAGCAUCAGAAAUGAUCAGGGAUGAGUUAGUGAAAACGGCAGUAUUACGUUGACCUUUGGAGUUUUAUCACAAUGAUCACAAAACACGGUCCCUAUUAAAGGGAUAGUAUUUCGUUCCAAGCCAUUUUCUUAUUUCACUGUUAUGGCUAAUGGCCUGUUCACACCAAAAACAGUAACAGCUGAUGAACGACAACACACAUUGGCAGCCAAUCAGAAUUAACUCUGCUUUAAACUGUUUGAGCAUUUAAAGAGGCAGAUGACAAAACUGCAGUGCUUGUUUUAAACAGAUUGCUAUUGCGCGUUGCUGUGGAUGCUAAUAUAAUUCUGUCAUGACAACUCUCAGAGAGUUUAGCAUGGUAAUAUAAAUGGCAAUGUUAAUGUGUUUAGUCUGCUAUGCUACUGCUGCGACAGAGAGAGAUAACAGAGACGUGCUACUGCCAAUACAUCGAAAGACGUACUGCUGUGAGAAUGGAAUACAAACAACCCCCAUAAAUAACAUACAUUAAAUAACCCCAUACAGAGCUAUACAGGUGGAGCUGGGGAAGGGGGAGGGUUUCUGAUGCGUGCUGCAACUGCUACAGCAAGCACUAGCUGAGUAUUUGAAUGUUGCAUUUAUCAUUACAGUUAACACUGUAGUUACUAUUUUUGGUGUGAAUGGGCCUUAGUUUACAGUGACAGCUUGAAAAACCAAUAUGCUAAUGAAGGUGUGGUCACAUUAGCAAACGUUCAGUGGAAAACAGGUACACUGUCCAUCGAAAAUAGAGUAGAAACAAUGUGUUUGCCAAAAAGUGUUUUCUAGCUUCUGAAAAUUUACUUUCAUCCAAAUCCUCUGUUGUUAUAUUGGGUUCUAAUAGGAAACCUUCCCCAUGCUGCUGACUAGUAAACAGAUCUGUAUUGUAUUGAGUGCACAUGCUGCAGUCGCACUGAUCAUCAGCUCUAAAUGCGCUUUAGUAAACUGAUUGGAUAUUUCUCCGUGAGCCAGCACAUUGUUCUGCAUCUACAGUGCAGUGCAACACUAUUAGCGUGCUGUCUUGAAGGAUAUCAGUAUUACGGUACGUGCAACGCAAAAAGCUACCUACCUAACUGUUACAAUUUUUACAUUUAUUUAUACGUGUUACUAUGAAAUAAAACAAGUGGCUUUUGACAAGAGAAUUACAUUCAUUUAUUUUUUUAUAAAAUUGAGGUCAUCAACAUUAUGCUACAAAAUGUGUGGAUUUAGAAUAGUACUGAACUCAGAAUAUUCCUUUUUUUUAGGGAUAUUUCACCUACAAAUGAAACUUCUGUCUUCAUUUACUCACCCUCAAGAUGUUCCGAACCCAUAUGAGUUUCUUUCUUCCAAUGAACACAAAAGAAGAGAUUUUGAAGAAUGUUGGAAACCAUUUUUUUAUGGAAGUCAAUGCGUACCAUUGACUUGAGGGUGAGUAAAUGAUGACAGGUUUUUAUUUUUGGGUGACAUAUCGCUUUAAGAAAUAUUUAAACUUUAAAACGCAUCUCUAGACCUUGCUCUUUUUUUCCACUACCCUGCAUCUCGCAUUUUUGAAAGCAAAGAUGCAUUCUGUGUCGUAGGGGUAAAGGGUUACAAUGAAUACAUUUUCCAUUGCACUUCUUUUUUGUGUGUGUGUUUCUUUAUAAACAUACGCAAACCAUACGUGUUUGACCACUGCACUCGCAUCUUGCAACUUUAGCAUUCUUUUGCAUAAAAAAAAAAACUAUGCUCAAGAUAAAAGUAAUGAAACUUUUUAAAAGACAUAACUAGGCCUUGCAUUUGUUUUCAUUUCAUCACUCUGCAUCUUGCAUUUUUAAAUGCGAAAGUGCAUUCUUAUUAAAACGGCGCUCAAGUUAAAAGUAAAAAAAAGUAAAAUUAUCAACUGCCCUGUAUCUUGUUUUUAACCGGAUUAAUGCGUUCUGUGUUUUAGGGUUAAGGGGUCGUUCACACAGAAAACGUUUUUCCAUUCCAUUGCAUUAUUUUUACAUAGUACAAGUAAAAAAAAAUACAAAUAAAAAAAGCAAACAUGUU
Molecule: messenger RNA, 6480 nt
Organism: Carassius auratus (goldfish)
Lineage: Eukaryota; Metazoa; Chordata; Actinopteri; Cypriniformes; Cyprinidae
Exons: 11
Coding region: 1237-4401 (1054 amino acids)
Biological process (GO): regulation of cellular localization; centrosome cycle; establishment or maintenance of cell polarity
Cellular component (GO): cell cortex; nucleus; apical plasma membrane
Molecular function (GO): protein binding
Source: RefSeq, a predicted model, not a curated record